AUGCGAUGGCAGGACGGACCCGGACGUGAUGGCGAUGCUUAUGAUUUCACGAAGAGUGUUGACCAGGUGGAUGUGUUCAUCAGCCACUCAUGGAGUGCUGGGCGCUGGGGCAAGACCUUAGCGGUGUGCUUUCAUCUCAACGGAGGCGUGGCAGCGAAAUCCGCUUUGGUUGCAGCAGCUGCUGGAGCUUUGUGCCUUGCAGCAACUGGCGAUGUGAACAACCUCGUGAGCAGCCCCUACCUUUUCCUCUUGGCGGUUGACUUGCCACUGCUGGUAUUCUUUCUCAGCUUCUUCUUUGCGCAUGUGUGUGGGUGCGCCUCCCCAACUAUGUGGAUCGACUCGUUGUGUAUCCCCCAAACGAACGAGGCUUUGAAACAAGAGGCAAUUUCAAUGCUUCCUGCCUUUGUGAAGUGCUCAUCGGAGAUGCUCAUCCUAUGGGACAACACCUACUGCGAUCGCUUGUGGCGUUGCAUGGAGAUGUCUUUAUACCUGAAGAAGGGUGACCUCUCCAAGCUACACGUUGUACCCGUCUGGCUGGCGCCCUGGCUUCUUUGUACGAUGUUCCUGGAUUGGUUCUGCACACGGCUCACGUUGCCUCUGGUCUUUUUUCUAUGGAGCGGCGAACAAGAGGGAAAUCAGGGGUCCGUCUCCCGCUGUGGCAUUCUUGCAGCGUACGUGCAGCUGUGGAGUCUCCUUCUAGUAUCCUUUGUCGCAAAGAUCCAGCAGCACCAAGCCAUGCUCGAGCAGUUGCGGGCUUUUGACAUUCGUUCUGCCAAGUGCAGCUUUGAGCAGGAUCGCACGUUGCUGGAGGCCAUCGUUGCCCGGGUCUAUGAUGGGAUCGACGACGCCCCGAUCAGCGUCGUUUUCAGCGCAGAUGAGUCUUCCCCUGAGGCUGACCCCGCAGCUCUUCUGCUGCCUGCAGAGGCAGCAGUCCUCCGAGACGACGCAGUCCGGAGGGUCACAAGUUAUCCACAGUUUGAGGAGUGCCUGGAGAUCUUCAAUGACCAGGACCCUUAUGGUAGCCCUUAUAUACGCCCUUAA
Symbiodinium natans is the source of this 1041-nucleotide messenger RNA. The record is from the annotation of a GenBank genome assembly. Lineage: Eukaryota; Dinophyceae; Suessiales; Symbiodiniaceae.